GCACAACUAAUGUCGUCAAAUCUGAUAUUUCGGCAGCUUUUUGAAUCAAUUUCUUGCACAUUUACAUAUAUAUUGGGCUGUAAUUCUACAAAGCAAGCAUUAAUAAUUGAUCCAGUACUUGAGACUACCAACAGAGACUUGAAGGUAUUAAAGAAAGAAAAAAUUGAAAUUUUACUUUUUAAGCUAAUUCGGGAACUUGGACUAAAUUUGGUUUAUGGACUAAAUACUCACAUUCAUGCUGAUCAUGUUACUGGGACUGGACAAAUUAAACGUUCUGUAAAUGUUGAUGUUAUGGUCAAGCAAUAUGACGUGAUUAAAUGGGGUGAGAAUAACGAACUUGAAGUUAGAGAAACGCCUGGACACACAAAUGGUUGCCUCACUUAUGUUUUUCACAAGCACAGAGGAUGUGGAAGAACAGAUUUUCAACAAGGCAAUCCUCAUACACUUUAUAAUUCGGUGCAUAAACAAAUUUUAAGUCUUCCUUCUGAUUAUUUAUUGUUCCCUGCUCAUGAUUAUACGGGUAGAAUGGUCACCACUGUUUGGGAAGAGAAAAAAUUCAAUCCACGUCUAAGCAAAUCUGAGGACGAAUUUGUACAGAUUAUGAAUUCAUUAAAUUUACCUUAUCCAAAACAAAUAGCUAAUUUGGUAUGUGGUAUUUAUGAUUUGAUGGAUGAAAAUUUGAGAGAACAGAAUUGUAAAUUAGACUUACCGCUUCAAUUGUAA
Molecule: messenger RNA, 723 nt
Organism: Meloidogyne enterolobii
Lineage: Eukaryota; Metazoa; Nematoda; Chromadorea; Rhabditida; Meloidogynidae
Source: the annotation of a GenBank genome assembly